AUUAUCCAGACAGAGACAGGGGAGGCAUAUGGUGAAAAAACAGAGAAGAAUGAAAAAAAAUGAAGGAAUGAAUGAUGGCAAACCCUAGAAGGACCUUAUAUUCAAACACCAACCAGAGCUCAGAGAGCUCAUUGCAUGGCCGUACCUCGUCAUACACUUCAUCUCUAAUGCAGUUCCUUAAGAAACCUCAUGCCUUCCCUUUUCUUCUCUCUGUCUUCCUUUUGCUAACUUGGGUCUCGCUCAGACUCCAACACUCUGCCCACUUCUCCUCCUCUUCUUCUUCUACUCGCAUUCAAAACCCUGGUGAUCACCAUUGGACCCAACUCGAUGAUUCCCAGGCCAAUCUCGUUAGAUUCUCAUCUGGGUUUCCUUCCCGCAUUGCUAAAGACAAGAGGGGUUGGUUGCUCAAUCCCAUUACUCUUGCCCUUGAUUCUGCCAUUUCAGGUGGAGCUGUGACUUGUACUUCGAUCCAUCUUGGAGAAAUCCAACCUGGUGCAGUACGGGGAAAUCAUAGACACUAUACCUGUAACGAGACAUUUGUAAUAUGGGGAGCUAAAACAAAAUUUAGGCUGGAGAACAGCCAAGUGGUUGACAAAGGUUAUGCUGAAGUGGUAGUUGGUGCAGACGAGGUUGCCGUUGCAGCUAGCCCAAGUGGAACAGCUCACGCUUUAGUAAACAUGGAUCCUCUGCGAAGUACUUUCUUUAUAGGUUGCCAGGACAGUAUUAUAGACUAUAACAGCUCGACUAGUGAUUUCAAUGUUUGGAAAGAUCUUUAAAUUUUAUCUUUUUUCUUUCAUUUGGUUCUUUUCUGUAGUAUUCUUUUUGUGAAUAGAUUUAUUUACUUUGCUUACAAAAAGAAACAGAGGAAAAACAACUCCUAUUUUAUUUAUUGUCUUGAAUUUUAAGAUCCUUUUGUUAAUUUUUUGUAAACUUGUGAUUUAUACACCAUGCAGGAUUAAGAUUAUUGAGAAUUAGCUUUUGGGAUUAA
Ziziphus jujuba (common jujube) is the source of this 988-nucleotide messenger RNA. RefSeq lists its product as uncharacterized. Gene Ontology annotation, cellular component: endosome; trans-Golgi network. The transcript is spliced from 3 exons. Bases 72 to 776 code for a protein of 234 amino acids. The record is from RefSeq and is a predicted model, not a curated record. NCBI's taxonomy places the organism in Eukaryota, Viridiplantae, Streptophyta, Magnoliopsida, Rosales, Rhamnaceae.